This is a messenger RNA of Engraulis encrasicolus (European anchovy), 3039 nucleotides long. RefSeq names its product solute carrier family 2, facilitated glucose transporter member 11-like. NCBI's taxonomy places the organism in Eukaryota, Metazoa, Chordata, Actinopteri, Clupeiformes, Engraulidae. The coding region runs from base 336 to 1859 and encodes 507 amino acids. The record is from RefSeq and is a predicted model, not a curated record. Gene Ontology annotation, biological process: monosaccharide transmembrane transport. The transcript is spliced from 12 exons. Gene Ontology annotation, molecular function: hexose transmembrane transporter activity. Gene Ontology annotation, cellular component: plasma membrane.
UUAGACGUUACAGACCCAUUUUACAUUUCCUGUGGGCAUGCAGUGUUCCUUUACAAGGCUUUUUUUCCUCAUAUAGAAGAACCUUCACACUGGGACACAGGGCACCCCCACAUUUCCAGAGAAAACACGGGAGCCACAUUUUUAAGCAGUUGUAGACUUUGUUGUAGGCUAGGGGGCGUCGUCAGAUUAUUUUUUAACGGGGCUUCACCCCUGGGGUCACUUUCGGGUUAACCAAAAACUUGUUCAUUUUACCUGCAUGUUAUUCAGCUCGGCGUCAGACUAAACCCAGGUGAAUAGGCAUAGGCUAUUCCAGUCUGCAAAGAAGGGAUUUAAAAAUGAAGGAGGAAAAUGGAGACAAACCUAUGGCACUGCACAAGGAACAUGGACACAGGGUGACUCCACGCGCAUCACUGAUUUUGACGGCCUUAGCAACUUGCAUAGGAGGGGCGUUUCAGAAUGGAUAUAACAUAUCUAUCGUAAAUUCACCCUCCACGUCUGUGAUGACAUUCAUUAACCAAACAUGGACGGAGAGAUACGAGUCUGCGAUAUCAGAGGAGCUACUUACCCUCUUCUGGUCCAUUAUUGUGUCUAUCUUCACUCUUGGGGGACUAGUGGGCUCUUGGGUCGGUGGAACACUGGCCAACAAGUAUGGGAGGAAAGGUGCCCUACUACUCAACAACAUCUUUGCUUUGCUUGCAGCAUUCUUUUUUGGAAUAAGUUAUUUUAGUCGUGUGUUUGAGCUGCUUAUAGUUGCCAGAUUUCUCACUGGCAUAAACGCAGGUGUAGGGUUGUGCGUCCAGUUCCUUUACCUUCCCGAAAUGGCUCCCAGGUCAUUACGUGGAGCUUUGGCCAUGACCUCCUCCAUAUCAGUCACACUAGGCAUUGUCAUUGCAGAGGUAGUCGGAUUGAAAGAAGUGUUGGGCAGAGAGGAGUGGUGGCCCCUCUUGUUGGCAACCACCGCUGUCCCAGCAAUACUACAGCUCAUCACCCUGCCCUGGUGCCCUGAGAGUCCACGCUACCUGCUGAUCGACAGAGGCGAUGAGACUGCAUGUGACAAAGCACUGAAGCAGCUUCACAGCGCGGAGGAAUGUCUCAAGGAGAAGGCAGACAUAGAGAAGGAGAGACUUGAUGCUCUUCAAAUGGAACAAAAGAAACCCUGGGAAUUGUUCUUGGAUAAGAGCCUUCGCUGGCAACUUCUCACCAUCGUCGUCUUAAACGUGUUAUCUCAGCUGAGUGGCAUCAAUGCAAUCUACUUUUAUGCAUCCUACGUGUUUGCUGAAGCAGGCAUUCCAGAACAACUGAUACUGUAUGUGUCACUCGGCUGUGGACUAUGUGAAUUUUCCUCUACUGUUAUCGGUGGUGUUUUUUUGGUUGAGUCUUUGGGCAGGAAAACCCUCAUGAUUGGGGGCUACUCAUUAAUGAGCCUCUGGUGCUUAUGCAUAACCCUGACUCUCAGUUUCGCGAAAGCAAAUUCGUGGGUGCCCUACCUCAGUAUGAUCUGCGUCUUUGCUUUCAUUCUCAGCUUUGGCUUGGGACCAGGUGGUGUGACUGGUACUCUGUGCUCUGAGAUCUUCACCCAAACGGUGAGGCCAGCGGCGUGCAUGAUUGGCCUAUCAGUCAACUGGAUCUGUUUCUUUAUCAUCUCCAUCAUUUUCCCAUUUAUUGUGAGUGGACUGAAGCAGUACUGUUUUCUUGUGUUCUUUGCCGUCUCUGUCAUCGUGACCGUCUACACGUUCUUUGUGGUUCCGGAGACCAAGAACAAAACCUUCCUGGAGAUCCGUGCCGAGUUUCAAUCCAAGAACAAGAAGAAGAGGAGGCAGAGGCAUAUGGCCGUCUCACAGGAAGUCAGUAGCGGCUGAUGACUAUGAAAACAGGUCUAUUUUUUUGGGCUAAUUUUAUAUAGUUUUUUGUGCAUUUAGCUCAAAUUAGAUCUCUAAUCUGAAUUAGAAUCACAUGUGACGGACAAUAUUAUGUGCUGUGCAUUAUAUUCAUGUAUGAAAUGGAACAUAUUCUAAUCUUGAAAUUCACAGCAUCCCUCGAAGAACAGCUGUAUGAGACCAACCAGAGUUCUGUAUUUUGUCCUAAUCGACAACAUAUUCAUGUAUGUGUAAAGGGUAGCCUACAUAGCAAUGGCACCCUGGUUGACAGAUUAACUCCUGAGAAACAGGAGAGAGAUGAGGACACGGCUUGUCAGUUUCAAGGAUCAAGCAGCAAUUUAUUCAAUUUUUUCUUUUCAAUACACUCUUAUGUUAAGUUUCUUUUCUUUAUGACAAACAUAUUAAAAAGUUCAAUGCCCAUGUCAAUACAAAACAAUAGGACAUGAUUGUGUCACCCGGUUUUAUUGAGUGAGAUGAGGGAGCCAUCUCUAUGGGAGACGCUCAUUAGCUGUCGCCCUGACUCGCCUGAUAGGAUGAGCUGUGUAGAGGGCAGGGACGCCCAGCUGACUGAGACAGCGGUCCAAAGACGCGAAUCUCACUUAUUGAGACACGCUCUCUUCAGAUGACGCAAGAAGGGUGUUGCAGAGAGAUGGCUCUCUCACCUCACUCAAUAAACCAGGUACAUAUUCAUGUCUUAUUAUUUAUUUUCGUAAGACCCAGUCACCAUCUCUAUGGGAGCCUACAAUCACGCCCGAUUAUCCAUCAUGGCGUCGCACCCACUGACCAUGCACACCGCCCUCAUACUACACCGUGGCCAAUGCAUUUUCCAUUGAGUGAUACAUUUUAUCCAAUCUACAUUCUUUGGUUUCAAGGAUCAUGCAGCAAUGAAGGAAACGCAAUGCAAGAUACUAAAACCGGAGCCCACCCUUGCCCCCUGCUGGCAUGGAGCAAACAUUACAACAUACACAAUGAAUAGGAAAAAUAACCACAUUUAAAAAUAUCCUGCUACGUGGAAACAGCUCCUCAUUCACUGUGUGCAGAUUCUUGAUGUUGUUUUGUAGAGCUGUAUGCAAUACCAGUUUCUGUUCUUGACACGAUUCUGGCCAUUGUGCCUUGUUUGUUUUGUUCCUGAGUUUUAACAUUAAAUCAAGUUUGCUGUGAA